This is a messenger RNA of Schizosaccharomyces osmophilus, 2208 nucleotides long. It is a transcript of the gene vtc2, whose product is annotated as vacuolar transporter chaperone (VTC) complex polyphosphate synthetase subunit Vtc2/3. Lineage: Eukaryota; Fungi; Ascomycota; Schizosaccharomycetes; Schizosaccharomycetales; Schizosaccharomycetaceae. The record is from RefSeq and is a predicted model, not a curated record. The coding region runs from base 1 to 2208 and encodes 735 amino acids. The transcript has 2 exons. Gene Ontology annotation, cellular component: fungal-type vacuole membrane; vacuolar transporter chaperone complex.
AUGCGUUUUACUGACAGUUUGGAGGCUGGUAUUUAUCAACCAUGGAGGGAACAUUACAUGGAUUAUGUGAAUCUGAAGCACUUACUGAAGGCGGAUGAAGAAUCUCCUGUAUGGGGAGAAAACGAUGAAUCGCGUUUCGUAUCUGCUCUAGACGACCAGUUGGAAAAGGUAUCUUUGUUUCAUCAGAAGAUUUGGAAUGAUUUAAAUGAAUCACUGACUGGUGUUGAAACCAGUUAUGACUCUUCUAACGAAUUUACCGACGAAACUAUAACAAACGAGGACCGUCUGAAACUAUUAGAGCAAUUGGACUCUUGUACCGAUUUGGUUAAGAGACUGGAAAAAUACACCAGGUUAAAUCUUACUGGAUUUUUUAAAAUCGUAAAGAAGCAUGAUAAACUACACAGCGAAUAUUCUCUUCGGCCUCUAUUGCAAGUUAGAUUACGUGCCUGCUCCUUUGGUAAUGUUCAGUAUAAUCCAAUAUUGGCUCGCAUUUUUUCUCUUUACAACCCGCUUCGUACAAGUCUUAGUGGUGGUCAAUCUCUAUCGAUCCCUCACCGUCAUAUUCAUUCUUCAGAUGAAAACAUAUAUCGUAGACGAACAUAUCGCUUUUGGGUGCAUCAUGACAACCUCAUGGAAGUGAAAACAUUUAUAAUGAGGCGCUUGCCUGUUUUGUAUUACUCCGGUAAGCAUGGUUUUGAUCGAGACCGUUCAGCUGUGUCUGGUAUACUUGAUCCGAUUUCAACUUGUCUUUAUUUUGAUAAUCCCAAUUUCGAUCUUUAUACCCAAAACUUGGAACGAUCUGAACGAGCUUUUUCAUUGCGCCUUCAUUGGUAUGGAAAGUUGAAUCCAAAAACCGACAUCAUAGUAGAACGUAUGGUGCGCGAAGGCAGCAGUUUGUCUCAUAGUGAAGACCGUUUUGUUUUACGCGAGAAGAAAAUUAAUGACUUUCUGAAAGAAGCUUAUGACCCUGAUGAAAAAAAGAGUAGAGACGAUACUACUGAAGCUUCUGAUUCUACUCAUAAAAAACAGCUUACGGAAGAUGUCCAAAAGCUCAUUGGAGAGUUUAAUUUACAACCCGUAUUAAGAUCCGUUUAUACCCGUACGGCUUUCCAGAUUCCUGGUGAUGAUUCUGUGCGCGUUAAUUUAGACUCGGAUUGGGUAAUGAUUCGCGAAGAUUCUUUUGAUCAAGAGCGACCUUGUCGUGAUCCUGUCGAUUGGCACAGACAUGAUAUUGACGACGCCGACUUUCCUUAUAAGCACCUUCGUAAGGGUGAACAUUUUCGAUUUCCCUACAGCGUACUGGAAAUUCGAGAGUGCUUAAAACCAGAUGAAGAGGAGCCAUUAUGGGUCUCUGAGCUUCGGGGUUCUCAUUUAAUAUCAGAAGUUGAUGGAUUCUCUAAGUAUGAGCACGGAGUAGCUGUUUUGUUUGAAAGGCAUGUCCCACUUUUGCCGAUGUGGUUAUUUUCUAUGGAGCAGGAUAUUAGAAAAGAUCCUCGAUCUACCUACCCGGUUUCGAAAGAUGAUUCCAAUUCAAGUAAUAUCUACGUCAAACGAAGAGACGAAACUAUUUUUACUGAUGAAUCACCACCGAAGUCUACUAAAAAGACACCGGUCGUUUCGCGACGCUCGCAAGCGUCUAAUGCUCAGAUGGCAGCGCCGCAAAUCCAACAAUUUAAGCAUCCUCAUGGAGAUCACUUUAAUUUUAAAAGUAUUCCUGGUUUGUUAAAACCGUCUACCUAUGGCUCAAUUUAUCGUCCUGGCAAAACCUAUACGACACCCCCUCAUAUCCAGAAGCCGGAAAUUCCUCUUCGGGUCAGUGGUCCUGUUAAAGUAGAGACUAAAGUCUGGCUUGCUAAUGAGCGGACAUAUCUUAAUUGGCUUCACGUUGUUGUUCUGUUUGGUUCCUUAUCAUUGGCUUUAUUUAACAGCGCCGGUGAGAAAACGGGGCGUAUUUUUGGUAGCAUUUACGUGCUGCUUGCCGUUUUCAUGGGUUUUUAUGCUUGGAGGCUUCACGCUAAGCGUUGUAAUCUGAUUAUGACUCGUAGUCCUGCUCCUAUGACUGAAUAUUGGGGUCCCUUAUUUGUUGGUGUUGCUUUGGCUAUUUCACUGAUUGCUAAUAUGGCAUUUGCGUUAAGAGGAGCAGUUCACCGAAAUUUAAUUGAAGAUGAUCAUGUUCUUGUGAAAAUCUUUUGCAAGCAGUUUUCUUGA